Leucoraja erinaceus (little skate) is the source of this 2165-nucleotide messenger RNA. RefSeq names its product CCN family member 2-like. The record is from RefSeq and is a predicted model, not a curated record. The transcript has 5 exons. Bases 465 to 1460 code for a protein of 331 amino acids. Gene Ontology annotation, cellular component: extracellular region; extracellular matrix. Gene Ontology annotation, biological process: cell adhesion; signal transduction. NCBI's taxonomy places the organism in Eukaryota, Metazoa, Chordata, Chondrichthyes, Rajiformes, Rajidae. Gene Ontology annotation, molecular function: integrin binding; heparin binding.
AAUGGGGGUGCUAGCUCGAAGGGCCGAAUGGCCUACCCCUGCACCUACCUAUCUUCUAUGUUUCUAAAUACUUAUGCCUGCAUGAAAGACGGAAGGAUCGAUUUGCAAUCAGAUGCGAUUCGUGAAUGACGUUGCCAGGCAGAGUGAUGUGUUAUGAUCUGACACCUUGUGCACCGGUAACCGCGCAACUUUCCGCUUGGGUCUUUGUUAUUCAAUAACAAACUGGACCACAUGUUAGCGAAUGUCAGAAUGUCAGUAGAUAUCUGGAAUGCGGACAAACCUGGUUCAGUUCCAGGGCUGUCUGGGUCUGGGAUCCAGCCUGUGAUUAACGUCACUCCUCGCUAUAAAUACAGCGUCUUCCCCGGGCUCGUUAGAAGCUGCGAACUUAAAAAAAACACACACAGCAGCUUUGCUAAAGACUCCGCGUUUUACUGCUUCGCACCGACAGGGCAGAACGGAGCAGCAUGUGGAAUCUCGGGGUUAAUAGCGCGUUAGCCGUUUAUAUUCUCCUCUGCAAUGCAUGCAAGGUUGGUGCCCAGCCUUGCCUCUACCCCUGCCGCUGUCCCCGGAUCCCACCCCGCUGCCCUCCGGGGUCUUCACUGGUUGCCGACCCCUGCGGUUGCUGCCGGGUUUGUGCGAGACAAUUAGGAGAAUACUGCACCAGAUCGGACGUGUGCGACCCUGAACGGGAGCUCUACUGCGACUACAGCAACAGCUACGCUGGCAACACAGGGAUCUGUACCUCGCUUGAAGCUGGAACUUGUGAAUUCAAUGGGGUGCUCUAUAAGGAUGGUGAUGUAUUCCAGCCCAGCUGUAAACAUCACUGUUGGUGUUCAGACGGAGGAAUUGGUUGCAUUCCACGCUGCAGUGAAGACAUCCGCCUACCCGGCCCGGAUUGUCCUCAUCCAAAACGUGUGGAGAUCCCUGGAGAAUGCUGUCCUCAAUGGAUAUGUGAGAAGCAAGACAAUGGUAUCUUUGGCAAUGCCUUGGCAGCGUUCAGAUCGGAGGCAUUCAACGGACGAUAUCCCUCCAGUGUGCUUUACAAUUGCCUGGAACAGAGCAGUGGGUGGUCUGCCUGCUCCAGGAGCUGUGGCAUGGGGAUCUCCACACGGGUUUCCAAUAAGAAUCACCGCUGCGUUCUGGAGACACAAAGCCAACUUUGUCUAGUGAAGCCAUGCCAACAGGAUCAUGCAAGGCCAGCCUACACGGGGAGGAGGUUUUGCAAGCCGACUACAAGAGCACUUCAACCAACUCACUUUGAAUACAACAACUGCGUCAGUUUGAAGAGUUAUCGGCCCACCUACUGUGGGUCUUGCUCUGACAAUCGCUGCUGUACUCCAUACAAAACUGGAACACAGAGCAUCGAGUUCGUAUGCCAGCACGGCAGGGUUGUCCACCAGUCAAUGAUGUUCAUCAUCACCUGUGCCUGCCAUUAUAACUGCUCACACGCUUACAAAUAAUGGGAUCCGUUCAACAUACAGCAGCAACAGGAGCUGUUUAUUCCCAUGCAAGACUUCUCAUGUAAAAAACAAAGUUGCUUUAUUGAGCGUUUAAAUAUGUGACCCGUUUCCAAACAAUUCAAAUAGAAUAUUUUUUGUCAAGAGUUAAGUCAAGUCGAGCGUGUUUUAUUGUCAUAUGUCCCAGAUGGAACAAUGACAUUCUUACUUGCAGCAACUUACUUUGAACAACUUCUGGGUUUAAUGCACAAUUCAGCCAUUUUUAAUGUGCAGGAAGGAAAUGUAGAUGCCGCUUUAUCCAAAAGAUACACACCAACAGCUGGAGUAACUCAGCGGGUCAGGCAACAUUAUUGGAGAAAAGGAAUAGGUGACGUUUUGGGUCGAGACUCUUCCUCAGACUCUGAUGUCUCGACCCGAAACGUCACAUGUUCCUUUUCUCUGGUGAUGCUGCCUGACCCGCUGAGUGACUCCAGCUUUUUGUGCCUAGUAUCUUCAGUCAUUUUAAUAUUGUUUCUAGUGCUAAAUAGCACAUCAUCUCCAUAACAAAAUAGAUUGGUGAUCACCUUAAGUUACUGCAUAUCAAUAAUUAACCGCUUCAAUAUUCAAAGUCUUUGUUACGAGAAUUUGAGGUUAUAGGUUGCACUGUUGUUCUGUGGUGAGAAACAAGCACAGAAGGCCACUGAGAAGAAACACAAAAUACUUGAGUAA